AGCCCCGAAGAGAGAGGGUGGCGCGCGCGAGAGGGUCGAGGAAAGAGAGAGAGGGAGAGAGAGAGAGAGAGAGAGAGAGAGAGAGAGAGAGAGAAAGAGAGAUAUAGUAGUAGCGUGCGCGCGUGUAGUAGAGAGGGACUAUCCUCGAAAGGAUAGGACGGAUAACGACGAGAAGGAAAGAGCGAGAGAGGGAGAGAGACAGAGAGAGAGAGAGGGGGGUAGAGAAGGAGAGAGAAAGAUAGAGGUUGAGAAAGAGGAGAAGAGCGUGUGUGCGCGCGCGCGUUCGCGCGUAGAGACGCGUGCGUCCUCGUGUGUGCUUGCGACGUAUCUCGAAUAGCAGGAUUGCACAGAGAUGAAUGGACGGUUGGUCUGCCGUGCCUUAUCGCGACGAUGAUAUCGAGAAGAGGCCGAAUACGAGACUCCACCGAGGCGUCGUCGGAAGCAUCGGGAGGACGAUAUGGCUCUGGGGCUUUGCUCCCUUCAUCCUCCUUUUCCAGGACGAAAUCGACUGAGGAUACUUCGUUCAAGACGGUGGUGAUUAUCGGAGAGGAAGAGCACUGUAGCCGGCAGUGACCAUGGCGCCUCUCGUCGCGUGCGUGUAAACAGUGUUCAAAGAUCACGUUCGAAUUGUGUCCUUCUUUGCUGCUACACGUCCCUUCCUAUUCUUACUUGCAUACUUCGAUGUCAUCCCCUAUUCGUCUAUCAAGUGUUGAGUCUUCCGUGUGUUGUACGAAGCAUCGGUGUUACUGCGGGGAGAGAGAGAGAAAUAAAGGGGUGGAAAUGUUUUAGAAAAAGUCAAAUGCGUAACGGCGGACGAACGUGUGUGCGGUCGGUCGACGUAAAAGCGUGACGAUAUCGAAGAGCACAGUGACUCGUUGCUGUUUAAGUAUACAUAUAUGUAUAUAUGUAUUGCAUGUGUGAUAGAGGAAUUGAAGGAUCGUGCGAGUGACGGAUGUGGCGACGUGGGAAAAUACGCUGACGAUUUUCGUACGUUCGAUCGGCUUUGCCAAUUUCCAACUAUCCCUAAAUACCCUACGUGACUAUCUCGUUCUCUCUCUCUCCUUCUCUCUCUCCCUUUCUCUUUCUCUUGCAUAUAUAAUUAUCAUUGUGUACAAAGUUCGCUCUCGUUAAUCAAGUCAGUUGCAAUGGUGUUGCACGAAGUGGUGAUCUUCUACGAGGCCAAUUUGGAUAGAGGAAGCUCAGCACCUUUAUGUCCACUGUUGUUGACGCAUACUUACAGAAGACUGAGGUGUAUCAUCCCACAUUCAAAACAACAUAUCGCUUAUCCACCAUAAAAGGGGGAAAAGGGUGAUGGCCCGUACCACGCGCUCGCGACGAAAAAUGGCGAAUACGAGCGAUGCUCCCUCGACUGCGAGCAGCCUUUUGUCGAGCACGACGACAACUCCUUUCAGCAACCCCACAUCAACGACCUAUUCAACCGAGGGCUAUACCUUCAAUUACAGCGACCUCGCGAAUUUCGCUGGAUACUCCUUGGAUGAACUGAAUCACACAGGACUUUGGUUAGACGUGUGGAAUGGUACCGAGGCUGCUAAUAACGUGACUGAGAGGUUAAACGCCACUGUAUUGAUACCAGGUGGCUAUUGCGACGAGUGGGAGGCAGCCCAGCACAAGCUCUUUCAGGCAGCGAAUAUAUUCUUCAUGGUGGCCUUUCUGGUGCCGCGCUCAUUUAAGGCCUCCGUCUUGGCCCUCCGUACAUUUCUAACGGCCGGAUUUAUGCUGGCUGCGUUAUGGGCCGGUAUCACCAUAUGUGCUCUCGACGCCAUGCUCUGGUGUCUCUUCCUCGGCCUUCUCAACGGCAUACACUCCUUGAUACUAGCUUGUCGAUUUUUACCGCCUGCUCUCAGUCCGGAGCUUGCGGAGCUGUACCUCAAGCUUUUCAAACCUUACAAGGUCAGCAAGAAGCACUUUCAAGAAUUGGCCAAAGAAGCGAGGAUACUCAAAUUGGAUGCUGGUCAGACAUACGCGACCGAAGGGAUCACGCCCGCGGACGAAAGGCUAUCAAUACUUUUGCGUGGACAGCUGAAUGUAACGUGCGACGGUACCCACCUGCACCAUGUCAGAGCUUAUCAAUUCGUCGACUCGCCCGAAUGGGAAGCCACGCACGAAAACAUCGAUGACGUCUUCCAAGUAACGAUACGAGCCGAGGAAUCCAGCACAUACAUUUGCUGGACAAGGCUGAAAUUGCUGAGGGUAUUAAGGCAUAGGCCAUUACUAAAGAUCGUUCUCAACACCCUCAUCGGUAAGGACAUUACGUCCAAAUUAUACGCCCUUAACGAGCAACUCGCUGACGUUUCCACGGUCAGUGAGAACACCAGGUCGAAUCCUUACAGAGGCGUCGCCAGAAGUCUUAGCGUCGACGCCGUAAACACAGAAACUGCCGGAAGAGUUCGUUCGACCACGUGGAAGGCGCAAAGGAGGCACAGUAAUCCGCGUAGCGACAGAAGUUCACCAGCCCGAUAUUCUCAUCAGUAUUGGGCGCCUGUGGUGGCAAAUCAUUUUCCACCGACUUCGCCCUUCACCCAGGGCCAAAACCUCGGGUAUUCGUUACUGCCGCAGGGUGUUCAAUUCUCGCCACCACGGCGGGCGCCGCUCAUGUCACAUCCGCCACUGACGCGGCAACGUAGUGGCGGUGCGGGUGGCGAUUACACCUUGCUACCUCAAACACCGAAGCUCGAUAGGAAGCGCUCGAAAAAGGGCACAAGGGAGGUGACAUUCGAGACACCGGUAUGACGGUCGCUCGACGGGGAAGGCCCAGCCAGCGUGCCGCUUCUUUCGCUGUCGCCGCUACGUUUUGCCUAGCCCCGUCGAGGUUUCGAGAAUCUUAAGAAGCAAGUCAAAUUCAAGAAGGGAUUCUCAUUACUCGAACAUUCACCUCCUCGGCGUCAUUUUUGGUGGCGUCCAGGCAAGCAGACGCACGAUGGAGGAAGAAGAAGAGGAUGCCUAUUGGCCGAUCGUCGAGCCCCAACCUCUGACCCCUCCUCCUGUUCGAUGUCUAUUCGGACUUAUCAGGAUGAUCCGGACGUCGAAGAGACGACUCUGUGGUUCUAAAAAAUGCAAUGAAACUCCUUCCGCGUGUGCAGGCUCCCUUUAAAAAUAUUUGCACUAGCUCGGACUCCUUUUUCAGACUCUUUCGUAAAUAUCGUGAGUGAUACGAGCCUUAUACACACACACACACACAUACACACACUUACAUACAAAAUAUAGACCUAUAUACACGCAGGUACUAUUCGUACACCCGAAAAAA
Vespa velutina is the source of this 3265-nucleotide messenger RNA. Its product is annotated as blood vessel epicardial substance-like. Bases 1312 to 2751 code for a protein of 479 amino acids. The transcript has 7 exons. Gene Ontology annotation, cellular component: sarcolemma. The record is from RefSeq and is a predicted model, not a curated record. Gene Ontology annotation, molecular function: cAMP binding. Lineage: Eukaryota; Metazoa; Arthropoda; Insecta; Hymenoptera; Vespidae.